GGUUAUAUGCUCUGAUUCUGCUUCAGUCCUGAAGAGUAUUUCAUCUGCAAGAUCAGAAAGCGAGGAUCUACUUAUGGAAGUCUACUCUCUGUUGCAUAGGGUGAAGGCAAAGGGAGUGGUGAUACAUUUUUGCUGGGUACCAGCACAUGUUGGGGUAUUAGGGAACGAGGUGACGGAUAGAUUAGGUAAAAGUGCACUUGGGAAAAGCAAAGGGUCAAUGGGGAAAGGUGAGAUGAAAACAAUCAUUCGGAGAGAACUAAAUAAAGAAUGGCAGAGAAGAUGAGAUAGAUAUAGCAGAGGCAGGUGGCGUUAUAAAAUCAGGUAGACAGUGUCAAAUAAAUGGUACAUGGGAAGGAAUAGAAGGGAAGAAGUGUUAUUAGCUAGGCUCAGACUGGGACACGGCUUUAAAUUCAACUUUGGCACUUAUGAGGAAACAUAGAGAUGGACUGUGUGACAAUUGAGGGGUGUUAAACUGUGGAGCAUGUUUUAUUUGUAUGGGAUAAGUAUGAUGUAUUUCGUAAAAGCUCAGUUGAGAGUUUUAAGAGUAAGUCGGUAAGUGUAGUGAAUAUUUUGGGUAAAACGCAAAUGCACAUGGGGUAUAGAGCACGUUUUACAUUUCUACAUGACAUAAUAUAGUGCAAUGCUUGGAUCGGGGUAUGAAUGGGUGUGUGAGUGUGUGUGUGAGUGUGCCCUGCAAUGGAUUGGCACUCCAUCCAGAAGGGCAGUGGUGACAUAGUGGUUAAGGCUCUGGGUUACUGAUCGGAAGGUUCAAACCCCAGCAUUGCCAGGCUCUGGGUUCCUGAUCAGAAGGUUCAAGCCCCAGCCUGGCCAGGCUCUGGGUUCCUGAUCAGAAGGUCUGGGGUUCAAGCCCCGGUGCUGCCAAGCUGCCACUGUGCUCUAACCUUCUCUACUCCAGGGGCGCUGUAUCAUGGCUGACCCUGUACUCUGACCCCAGUUUACCAAGAAAAUAAUUCCACUGUGUAUGUGUGACCAAUAAAGACUCAUUAUCAUUAUCCAGGGUGUCCCCCCCCCCUUGUGCCCCAGGUUCCCCGUGACCCAGCUAGGAUAAACGGUACAGAAAAUGGAUGGAUGGAUGGAUCAGGACUAUGUGGGGAUCUGGUAAAGGAUGGAGGAGCUGAACACGCAGCGCCAUCUGAUGCUGGAUUCCUACCAUGCUUCUAUAAUCUUGGCAGAGCAUCAUUAUUGUAGGAUAUAGUUCACAAAAUACGGUAGGUGGCGGUAAUGCUGCUAGGAUUGAACAGCUAUUAACAAGAAGAAGAAGAAACAGUUGCAAGCGGCGCGUGGUUAUGACGUAUGCGGAAGUAAACAAAGCGCGUACUGUUUGUUCGCCUUGAGAUCUUCAUUCAUGUGCAAUAAUAUAUUUCAAUUUCUAACACGUCUGUAAUUCAGACAUGAACGGCCAAGCCGAAUUAGAUGUGGACUACAAGCGGAAAUACAAAAACCUAAAGCGUAAAUUAAAAUUUUUGGUGUAUGAGCAAGAAUGUUUCCAAGAGGAGCUGAGAAGAGCACAGAGAAAGCUCCUGAAGGUCUCCAGAGAUAAAAGUUUCCUGCUGGAAAGAUUGUUACAGUAUGAGCGGGUGGAUGAAGACUCGUCCGACUCGGAUGCCACAGCCUCCUCAGACAGCGAGGGAGAGGCUCCAAGAGAAAGGGAAAGGGAACCAGGAAAGAAGAGGAGAAGUCCCGGAGGUCCGUCCCUCGCGUCCUCCUCGUCCCCACAGCUUUCUCUCCUCUCUCGCCCCGGAGCGAGCGCUCUCCAGGCUUCAGCACCCUCUCAGUAUCUCAACGCGUUACCCUUCCCUCCUGACUAUUUGGCUCCCUCUGCUGAGCGAGUGAGGAAAGAGCGAAAACCAAAACCACCAAAACAGAGAAAAGAGUCUGCAGGAAAGGUGGUACCUCCAUUAGCAUCGAACUACCCAGCAGGCAGUGCACCAGGUGCGGGUUCGUCUGGGCCGUUCAGCUGGGUCCCGCGGCAGAUGCUGAGCGGAGACGCCGCGGAGGAGGAAGGAGAGAGUGAUGGAGAAAGCGAUGGAGGAGAGGAGGAGAGAGGAGAGGGAGAGGAAGCAGACCUAGUCAUUGACAUUCCUAAUGAGUGAAGGUGAAGUGGACAAAGACUCUAGUGUUUCUUUAAUAUCAGUGGAGAGAAACCUCAAGGAAACGCCGUUUAUCCAGCCGUUUUUUUUUUGUUUUUUUUUUUUGCUAUAGUCAUGCUACAAUUGUCUCUUCUCCACCAUUUUUACACUUUAAUUGCAACUAUCUAACAAUUAAAGCUACAGUGCAUAGGAUUGUUUAUAGGUUUAAAAAUGUAAACCAUGUCAUUGUUUAGUCUGGGGCGGAAACUCAACUGGAAAAUACAAUAUUCCUCCUGGACAGUCUCGUUAUAGGAAUUCACAGUCAGAGCUCUCGGGUUUCGAAUCGGACGGAGAUUUUGGAUGCACGUCGUACGCCAACUCGGAUACAUCCCGCACCAUCAUGCCUGAAAGUAGUACGGCCAAAGUCCUGCUUCUGGAUUUCCUCUAUUGACAUUGAAUAGAAGCCUUUCCAUUGAAACGGAAUUUUAGCCAGGUAGCUCAUGAUAUUCAUUAAAUAAAAAGCACAGAGUUUUGGCAGACACGCAUGUGUAUGUACAAAUUCAGGAUCAAGUAAAGCAUGUGUAUGUCAGAAUGAUUGUAAGUCUAAUUAGAGUUUGCUGACUCAGCAUAAUUCAGCAUUUAUGUAAGCAAACUGUCUGUUACAGAACCCAUGUCUCUUAUUACUCAGCAAGGACAUCAGAUGCUUUUUAAAAAUCAAUCAUCUGGCCAUUCUUACUAGAUAUUCUUACAUUGUGACUAUUUGGAAAAACAGAGACAUGCUCUCCUAGCUGCUACUGUCACGUUCAACAUCCAGCGGCGAUCUCACAGCGUUUCUGUGACAUCGAGGUAAAAUGUUUUUAAAUAUGGUGAAUUGUAAUUCAUUUUUGUUAACACUGUGAUCCUUUUUCAUUAGCUCUGUAAUUUAAAAAAAAAAGAAGAGAGAACUAAAUCCGAUUUUCGUGUUCAUUUUCCCCUCGUGAAAUGGAAAAUGAGUACAAGUUAUCAGUACGAGCUUUAGUCAGAAGCCAUGCGUUCUACAAAGUGAUGAUAUAAUGAGGUACAGAAGAGAGUUUCAAUUUCUGUACACCUAUUCGACUUAGUGGCUUUUAAACACACACAGAUUCGGCUUGUUAUGUAAUUAUAUGCACUAUAAUAAACUUAGAAUAGUAAUUAACCAGAAGCUAAAUCCCAGUAUGCUUUCAAGGGUUUAGUAGAUUAUCGACAUAUUAAUCAUGGCACAAAUUCUGUCUGUCUGUUGAGUCAUUUUUUUUGGAAUAUUAUACACUUUAUUGUCACCUGUGUGCCUGAUACACACAUUGCCAUGUCGGUGUCACUGCUGUGCUAUAAAUGAUAAUGAGCUUGGUUUUGUAACCUGUAGGCUCCUCAUUGUGAAUAACUAUAGGUUAUUUUGGUCAUGAAAAAUGAAGGUUAAUAAAUGCAAAACAGUCCAAAUUUCUCUCUCGUUUAUGUAAUAACCCACAACAUCUGGCCAUGUCUUCUUUAUUUUUAUCAGGAAAUUUGGUGGGAUUUCACGUCAGAUGAUUAACACUGACCAUGGAUCAGUCCAAACACUAUUGAAUCGUUUCAGAUUUAUAAACGUACAUGAUAAAACUGAUUGGAGAACAGUUCAAAUGUUAUAUUAAACACUGCUUCAUUGGUUCACCUGGAGAUCAACACCCCCUAGCGGCGAACUAUGGGACUUUUGAAACGUUUCGAAACAGUGAUGACUAGAGAUGCACCGAUACUACAUUUCUCAGCCGAUCCGAUAGUUUGGUGGUUCUGCCUUUUAUGCCUUCUUUUAAAUGAAUAAUAAUUCAUUCCACAAUUCUGAAAGAAAUGCAAAUAAAAACUUA
Messenger RNA from Ictalurus furcatus (blue catfish), 3943 nucleotides. It is a transcript of the gene ino80e, whose product is annotated as INO80 complex subunit E. Lineage: Eukaryota; Metazoa; Chordata; Actinopteri; Siluriformes; Ictaluridae. Gene Ontology annotation, cellular component: Ino80 complex; nucleus. Bases 1413 to 2114 code for a protein of 233 amino acids. Gene Ontology annotation, biological process: chromatin remodeling. The transcript has 8 exons. The record is from RefSeq and is a predicted model, not a curated record.